Messenger RNA from Elephantulus edwardii (Cape elephant shrew), 939 nucleotides. RefSeq names its product olfactory receptor 10J4-like. Lineage: Eukaryota; Metazoa; Chordata; Mammalia; Macroscelidea; Macroscelididae. Gene Ontology annotation, cellular component: membrane. Gene Ontology annotation, biological process: G protein-coupled receptor signaling pathway. The record is from RefSeq and is a predicted model, not a curated record. Bases 1 to 939 code for a protein of 312 amino acids. The transcript has a single exon. Gene Ontology annotation, molecular function: olfactory receptor activity; G protein-coupled receptor activity.
AUGCCAAGACUCAAUUUCACAACCGUGACAGAGUUUACCUUUGAAGGCUUUUCCGUUUUUGGGUGGCAGCACCGAAUCAUUCUCUUUGUGAUCUUUUUGGUCUUGUACCUCUUGACCCUUGCCAGCAAUGCUGUCAUCUUGACAGUAAUUCGCCUCAGCCGUCAACUUCACACACCCAUGUACUUCUUCUUGAGUGUGCUGUCCAUUUCUGAGACCUGUUAUACUGUGGCCAUCAUCCCUCGAAUGCUGGCUGGGCUCCUUAGCCCUCAGAAAGCCAUCUCCAUUCCAGAGUGUGCCACUCAGCUCUUUUUCUAUCUCACUUUUGGUAUCAAUAACUGUUUCUUGCUCACGGCCAUGGGAUACGACCGCUAUGUGGCUAUUUGCAACCCGCUACGAUAUUCUGUCAUCAUGGGUAAAAAGGCUUGUAUGUAUUUGACAAGUGGAUCAUGGAGUAUUGGCUUGAGCACAGCCAUCAUCCAAGUCUCUUCUGUGUUCACCCUGCCCUUCUGUGAUGCUAACACCAUCUCCCAUUUCUUUUGUGAUAUUCGGCCCCUAAUGAAACUUGCCUGUGCUGACAUUACUAUCAAGGAGUUUAUCACUUUGCUCAUCAGUUUGUGUGUACUUGUCCUACCAAUGGUUCUGAUCUUCAUCUCUUAUGUCUUGAUUGUCAUCACCAUCCUCAAGAUUGCAUCAGCUGAGGGCCGGAAAAAGGCCUUUGCCACUUGUGCCUCACAUCUCACUGUCGUCAUUGUCCACUAUGGCUGUACCUCCUUCAUCUACCUAAAGCCCAAAUCUCAAAAUUCUCUGCAGGACAGACUUAUCUCCAUGACGUACACUGUCAUUACCCCCCUCCUGAACCCUGUUGUCUACAGCUUGAGGAACAAAGAGGUCAAAGAUGCCAUGCUUAGAGUUUUGGGUAGAAAAUCCAUCUCUUCGUAG